Messenger RNA from Tarenaya hassleriana, 1923 nucleotides. RefSeq names its product metal tolerance protein C1. NCBI's taxonomy places the organism in Eukaryota, Viridiplantae, Streptophyta, Magnoliopsida, Brassicales, Cleomaceae. Gene Ontology annotation, biological process: monoatomic cation transport; transmembrane transport. Gene Ontology annotation, molecular function: monoatomic cation transmembrane transporter activity. Bases 240 to 1742 code for a protein of 500 amino acids. The record is from RefSeq and is a predicted model, not a curated record. Gene Ontology annotation, cellular component: membrane. The transcript has 12 exons.
ACGAAGUUUCCAUCCGUGUUCUCGCAUCGACACGUGUCGUGCUUUGUUCCAACGCUACUGCCGAGCGAUUAAUUAGCGUUAAAAUAACGAGCGCGUACAUCUUACUGCUGUUUCGGCUGUGAUCUGCCGCUCAUUGAGAAGCCGUCCUGUGUGAUACAAAAAUCGAUUUCAAUUUCUGUUUCACGAACCCUAGAUGAUCUUCACGAUCGUUGAUUCAACUGAGUAAUUGGGUUUCUGAAAUGGGUUUCAGAUUUCAAACCCUGAAUCCCGUUUGUAAAUCAUUCCUCUCGAGACUAACUUCCCGCGAAACGAUCCACCACCAUCAUCAUCAGCAUCUUCGAUUAUUAUCAGUUGCAUCUAUCAGGCAGAGCUAUGAUUACCCGUCUUCGGUUCUUCUGGAGAACCCUAGUUCCUGUGUCCCCAGGAGGUGGCAUUUUGGUCACUCUCAUCACCACGAUCACCAGCAUCAGCAUCGCCAUAUGUCCGGAGAAGAAGGGGAGAAGAUUUUCCGGUUGGGUCUCACCGCCGAUAUCGGGUUAUCGAUCGGAAAAGCCGUUGCCGGCUAUCUCUCUGGUAGCACCGCGCUUAUCGCCGACGCUGCUCAUUCCGUUUCCGAUGUGGUUCUAAGUGGUGUUGCUCUGUUGUCAUUCAAAGCUGCAAAUGUUCCCAAGGACAAAGAACACCCAUAUGGUCACGGUAAAUUUGAAACUCUUGGAGCCCUCGGAAUUUCUGGAAUGCUUUUGGCUACUGGCUGUGGUAUUGCAUGGCAUGCUUUAGAGCUUUUAUUUGGUAUACUGUCAGCGGCUCCUCAGGUGGUGCAUGAACUUCAUGGCAACCAUAGUCAUGGUGGACAUCACCAUGGAUUAGAUAUGGAUCAUCCCAUUCUGGCUUUGAGCGUGACUAUCGCUUCCAUAUCCGUCAAAGAAGGGCUUUACUGGAUAACAAAACGAGCAGGAGAAAGGCAAGGGAGUGGAUUGAUGAAGGCAAAUGCAUGGCAUCACCGAGCAGAUGCGAUUUCUUCUGUGGUUGCCCUAAUUGGGAUUGGAGGGUCUCUUCUCGGAGUUAAGUUUUUAGAUCCUCUUGCUGGUCUUGUUGUCUCGGGAAUGGUUUUCAAAGCUGGGUUGGAAACAGGACACCAAAGUGUCUUGGAACUGGUCGAUGCUGCUAUACCAGCCCAGCAAUUAGAUCCCAUAAGACAAACCAUAUUACGAGUUGAAGGAGUCAAGGGAUGCCAUCGGUUGAGGGGUAGAAGAGCUGGUUCGUUUUUGUACCUUGAUGUACACAUUGUGGUGGAUCCCUUCUCCACUGUAAGUGUCGCGCAUGGGAUCGGAGAAAAUGUCCGCCACCAUAUUCAUAAAAACCACCCGGGAGUUUCAGAAGUUUUCAUUCAUAUUGAUCCAGCUUUUUUACAGUUUCCUUGUGGCGGCACGAUAGAAAACGCAAGUAUAGAGAGGAAAAGUGAUCAAUACAGUAGCAUCUGCAAAGAGGUUAAAGGUGUCGAAGCCACUGUUUCAGAAAUUUUCUCGUCGAUGUUCCUUGAGAAAAUGACGAUAGAACGAGUUACACCGCACUUGUUGCAGGGCAAGAUUUUGCUGCAGAUCGAAGUGGGCAUGCCUCCUGACAUGACAGUAGGGGAAGCCAUGAGAGCCGCUGAAGAAGCAGAGGAGGAGAUUCUUAAAGCAGCUCGGAACGUGGCCAGUGUCAGCAUUCAGCUUAGGUUGAAGAACUCAUUCCCUCAUUAGUCAACCUUCUCAUGUCUGAAGCAACAAAACAAAGAACAUACGAGUUCCUUCUUGAGUUCUUUCCAAUUUCACUUUUUGUAAAAACAUAUAUGGUUUGUCUGAUUGUAAUUAUGAAAACCAAGAAAUAAUUCCUGAGAAGAAAGGGAUCAAAGAGUGAAAGCAUCUGAUUAUUGAAACAUAA